AUGAGCGAUAGAGCAUCUGGAACUUUUCCGAGCCAAACAGAGGUUAAUCCAAGGCAUCAUGAGCAAGUUAAAGCAGUGCACAUCUUGAGAAGUGGUAAACAAGUUGAUAAUAAGGUUGGAGAUGCCAAUGAAGAGCAAGAUGGAGAAAACGUGGAGAUCAUUCAGCCACCACAAGGGCAGCCCACAACUUCCCACAAACAGUCCCUCAAUCCUUCUGGAAAGAGCACAGGCCCUAAGGUAUCAUCUAAUGCUGAUCAAGUUCCAAUUUCAACUAAUGCUUCUAGGCCUAUUGCAACCUUUCCCAGCAGGUUAUCAAAGUCAAAGAAAGAUCAAGGCUUGGAUGAGAUAAUGGAAAUAUUCAAGAAGGAUCUAUGCACUAACAAGAGGAGAUUCACAGAGCAUGAACAGGUUGCAUUAAGUGAAGAGGUAAGUGCAGUGUUACAAAGAAAGCUACCUCAAAAGCUAAAGGAUCCAGGUUCGUUUUCUAUACCUUGCAUUGUUGGUGAUUUCAAGAUUCCAAAAGCUUUGCUUGAUCUCGGUGCAUCCAUUAACCUUAUGCCAUAUCAUGUUUAUGAGAAACUUAACCUUGGUGAGUUGCAAGCCACAUCUGUGAGCAUUCAAUUGGCAGAUAGAACUAUUAGGUACCCCAAGGGCAUUCUGGAAGAUGUUUUGGUGAGAGUAGAAGGCUUAAUCUUGCCAGCUGAUUUCUUAGUCUUGGAGAUGGAAGAAGCACCAAUUCCUGACAAUGAAUUGCCCCUCAUCUUUGGCCGACCCUUCAUGGCUACUGCUAAGACCACGAUAGAUAUAGCGCAAGGCACUCUCACCAUGACCGUUAAUGGAGAAACUGUUGCUUUCAAAGUGUUUGAUGCCACGAAUCUUCCAAACGAUGUUCAAGAUUGUUUUCAAAUUGAAGUAUUGGACAAUCCAGGGAAGGAGAGAUUUGAUGGUCUUCCACAUUCACUAGAAGCAUGCUUGCUGCAAGGAGUAGACAAGGAGGAGCAGGGGGCUGCUUGA
This is a messenger RNA of Prunus avium (sweet cherry), 1014 nucleotides long. The record is from RefSeq and is a predicted model, not a curated record. Lineage: Eukaryota; Viridiplantae; Streptophyta; Magnoliopsida; Rosales; Rosaceae.